UAGGGUUAGGGUUUUAUACUCUUCUCGCCUCCGCAGCUUGUGUUCUUCCUCUCUUGAGCCCUUCUUCUCUUCAAGGUUCGUGCUGCUUAUCUUCGAUUCCUUGGCCAUUUUUCUUCGAAGAUCUCUUCGAUUUUCUCGUUUUCUGGCGACGAGGAAAGGAGCAAUCCUUUAAGGGCUUUCUAACCAUGAGUAAGCUACAGAGUGAUGUGUUGAGAGAGGCUAUCACUCAGGUUGUUGGGGAUGCAAAGACUAAGAAGAGGAACUUCACAGAAACUAUUGAGCUACAGAUUGGACUGAAGAAUUAUGACCCUCAGAAGGAUAAGCGUUUUAGUGGCUCUGUGAAGCUGCCACACAUUCCCCGUCCUAAGAUGAAAGUUUGCAUGCUCGGUGAUGCUCAGCAUGUGGAAGAGGCUGAGAAGAUUGGGUUGGACUAUAUGGAUGUUGAAGGACUUAAGAAAAUGAACAAGAAUAAGAAACUGGUGAAGAAGCUGGCCAAGAAGUAUCAUGCCUUCUUAGCAUCAGAGGCAAUCAUCAAGCAAAUUCCUCGUCUUCUUGGUCCUGGUCUUAACAAGGCAGGAAAGUUUCCCACCUUGGUUACUCAUCAGGAAUCCCUGGAAGCCAAAGUGAAUGAGACCAAGGCAAUGGUGAAAUUCCAGCUGAAGAAAGUCCUGUGCAUGGGUGUUGCUGUUGGAAAUUGUUCAAUGGAGGACAAACAAAUCUUCCAAAACGUGCAACUCAGUGUCAACUUCUUGGUCUCCCUUUUGAAGAAGAAUUGGCAAAAUGUACGGUGUUUGUAUUUGAAGAGCACAAUGGGAAAGCCGGUCCGGGUCUUCUAAGCUACCUUUUUGUCUCGUCUGGAACUUGUUUACAGUGCCCACAGGAGAUGCUGAACUCUUUUCGUCACAUAUUUGUUUGCAAGUUUAUGUGUUUUUCCUUAAAAUGUCUUUAGAGUACUUGCCCCUGUCCUCAUUUUAAUCAUCACUAGAACAUUUUUGUUUUUGUGUCAUCAUUUGUGUGAACCUUCUUUAAACUAAGCAUAUGGUUUUGAUUUCAGUUCACUAUUGCCAAUGCUACAUUCUUCAA
Dioscorea cayenensis subsp. rotundata (Guinea yam) is the source of this 1083-nucleotide messenger RNA. Its product is annotated as 60S ribosomal protein L10a-like. Gene Ontology annotation, molecular function: structural constituent of ribosome; RNA binding. Gene Ontology annotation, biological process: translation. Bases 186 to 836 code for a protein of 216 amino acids. The record is from RefSeq and is a predicted model, not a curated record. Gene Ontology annotation, cellular component: large ribosomal subunit. NCBI's taxonomy places the organism in Eukaryota, Viridiplantae, Streptophyta, Magnoliopsida, Dioscoreales, Dioscoreaceae. The transcript is spliced from 6 exons.